AUGAAGAAAGAGGACGACAAAUUGAAGAAGCUGCAAUCAGCCGGCUUCAGUAAGACAAAGUCCCAGCAGGCACUCAAGGACGCUGGGGGAAACUGCGAUGUCGCACUAAAAAUACUAAGAAGCCAGCAACAAAAGCAACAGCAGCAGCAGCAGCAGCAGCACGAGUCUGGUGCGGUGGCGUCGCCCGCUAAUGCGGUGAAGCCGCAAGGUAGAGACCCUGCAGCGACCGAUGCUGUACCAAAGGAGCGGAAGCACCCGUGCAUUGUGCAGUACAAGAAGUGUCAGUUUGGCAAGUUCUGCAAGCUGCGCGAUUACCCCGGCGACACGUGCAUCAACUACUACAACGGCAGCUGCCUCUACGGCAGCCACUGCACCAGGCGGCAUUACGUGGACGGUGUCGACAUCCGUGCUGAUCUCCGCCCAGUGGGGGACAAUGGCACGAUGAAGCUCGCGAAUGGCACGGUGGUGGAGGUGAUAGAGCCCAGCGGUGGUCACGUGCUCGUCGGCAGAGUUGUGUCGGACGCCAACGACGCGGAUGCGCGGCGAUACGCCAUGGCGGUGCCGGUGCCAGAGCCGAGCCGCUUCAACCUCAUACAGGGCUCUGAGCCAACGCACACUGAUCCCCACGCGCUCGACUGGCAGGUGCGGACGGCUGGACAGGUGCCGCAACCGUUCUUGGAGGCGGUGCGCAAGAAGCAGCAGGAUGCUGCCACGGCAUCGCCACAACGAUUCGGGCGCCUGCAGGAUUUCACCCCGGCGCAACGCUCAAUAGCAGGUACAACAGCAAAACCAACACCAAUACCAACAACGCCCAGGGCCAAGCAUCCGUGCAUUUUCCAGUUUGGUAACUGCAAGUAUGGAAAAGAUUGUCUGCACGNAAUACCAACAACGCCCAGGGCCAAGCAUCCGUGCAUUUUCCAGUUUGGUAACUGCAAGUAUGGAAAAGAUUGUCUGCACGCGGACAGAGAUGCCGAUGUGUGUGUCUUUUUUCUGAACGGGCGCUGCAAUCGCGGAGAGAAGUGUCAGUAUCGCCACGAGUCGAAUGCGGACUUGUUGCGGCGCACCAAACCUGAAGUGUGGGGGAAGUCGCCAGGGGAAGAGUCAUUGAAGCGAGAGAGUCCAGCCUCAAUGGGGGGCUCAAUGCAACUGGAGAUGAUGGAGGUUAAGGAGCAACACCAGCGGUGGGGGAGGGAGGNGAGAGAGUCCAGCCUCAAUGGGGGGCUCAAUGCAACUGGAGAUGAUGGAGGUUAA
Trypanosoma grayi is the source of this 1251-nucleotide messenger RNA. Its product is annotated as cycling sequence binding protein. The transcript has a single exon. The record is from RefSeq and is a predicted model, not a curated record. Lineage: Eukaryota; Euglenozoa; Kinetoplastea; Trypanosomatida; Trypanosomatidae. Gene Ontology annotation, molecular function: mRNA binding; metal ion binding; protein binding. The coding region runs from base 1 to 1251 and encodes 416 amino acids.